AUGAGUGAGGAAAAAAUUGCUGUCGACCCCGAUCUUCAUUCUGUUGAGCAUGGGGUUUUCCCCAGUGACUUUGAGUCGGAAACAACGUCUCUCGCGUCCUCUAUCUACCGCGGGGUGUUAGAAAACGGACGAAGGGCGCCGGCGGAUGAACAACAAUUCGAAAGUCUGGAGAUAGGGGAUGUCGCCGACAUGUACCCUGAAGCGUUGGUCCGAGGAGUCGAUUUGUACCCUCCUCCUAUUCAAUGGCUUCCGCCCAAUUGUGUCAUGGAAGUUGAUGAUGUCCUGAAAGUGUGGACCUGGCGCCAGCCUUUCGACUUGGUCCAUCUUCGCCAGAUGAUCGCCGCUUUCACUCGGGAAGAAUGGGCUUCUGUUUAUCAGCAAUGUUUCGAGAAUAUAGAGCCUGGGGGGUGGAUUGAGCAUUGGGAUGGUGACCCUAGAGUCCGCUGUGACGAUGGUAGUCUACCCAGAGAUAGCAGUAUCGUUUCAUUCGGGCAAGCAGCAUGGGCUGCAGCAGAGAAAUGGGGGCAUUCCCUUGACACUUGUUAUACGAUGCGUACUGCCAUGGAAAAUGCUGGUUUUGUUGACAUUCAUGAAAAGGUUGACAAAUUACCAAUUGGACCUUGGCCCAAGGAUCGCAUGUUGAAGGAAGCCGGAAGACUUCACUUUCACCAAUGGACCACUGGCCUGGAAGGGUGGGCAAUGUAUCUUCUCACAAAACACGGAUGUCCUCAUCCAUGGAGUAAAGAGGAGGUACAUGUUCUUGUCGCCAAAGUUCGCGCUGAGAUACAAAAUCCAAUGAUACAUGUCUAUCAAUACGUGAAGCGGGGUGACCAGGACAUUAUAAUGGGCUUUAUCUACAUGCUUACCCACGAGAGUCUCAUUAACGCAGCCCAGAUCAGGCUCAAGGGCCCAGACCAGUGGUGGAUUGUUGAUGUCUAUGUUUUGGACACGGACUCAGGCGACGCCGCAGGGAUAAUCCAACAGAGAUUUGUUCGUUCAUUGAAGGAACGGAUCCCUAAUGAUCUCAGUCCCCCAGAUGGAUUGGCUUAUGAGCGAAUCAACUACUACGAGGGGCAUCUCGAUGGUCACAUUAAUCGCUCCGCAGCUGACGACUGGUGGGCUGCCCUCAAUACAAAGACACGAAGUUCGAAAGAGAAAGGUCUGCGGAACUUCUUCAGGAAUGCAAAGCUGCACAAUAGUUUGAACGCCUUGCUUGCGAUUAGAGGACUGUGGGAGGCCAUGCGUAUUGGGGUUCUCCAUAAAAUCACUGCAAUGCAUUGUGAUGAGGCCAUAUGUUGCUACUGGGAGCAUAUCCUGCAAACAUUCCUGAGAAUAGUUGGGGGGCGACAACAGCUACUUCCAUAUAUUGAUGGCGUGACGGUUGAGCUUCUUGAAUCUCGUGCCCCGAAAGUAUCGAUGAGAGAUCGACAGUUUCUCCAAAAACGAAUGGAUGACGGGCAGCUCUUUGCAAAUCUGGAUAAUCAAGUUCGUGAUGAGGUCUGGCAAAACAUCCUCAGGAUCGAUUACCCAAUCCCUACGUUAAAAACAUUUUUCAAAGAUCGUCUUUACCUUGAGGUAGCUCAGAACGUCAUGAAACAAGCCUUAUUGCCGGUCCCGAAUGACACAGCCGCCACUAUUGAUGCUGGUCUCUGUGCUACAUGGGAUAGUGCGCGGUCGGGGACGAUUCCAGUGCGACAGGAACGGCUCAAAGAGGGUCUCCUGGAGCUCUGGCGGUUCAGCUUUCAAUACGGGUUUGAAAUGACUGGUCACACCCGCUUAAAAUCCGAUAAGCAGGUACCACAAGAUGGAAUAGAGGCAGCGGAACUUUGGCGGCAUUUUUUCGCUCUGUUGAGAAUUCGGGGGUUUAAAGCCCCCGAUGGAGACUCCGCUGCGGCACCUACCAUGUUACUUCCCACCCCACCACCAUGCGAAUUUCCCGAGAACCCGGAGCAUGAGAUUGAAGCCCCCAAGCGAUGUGGAAAACCUUAUUCCAAUUCCGCUAGAGCAGAUCGAUUCGCCCUCACAGCCAGCUCGAUGCGCCAGCGAUCAGUGCCUGACCGCGUGACUGCCGGAUUUCUGCGCCAGUCCGUCUUCAAUGCCUUCUUCAGCUAUCUUCAGACUACUGCCACCGGGACUAGUUCAACAACUUGUGAGGUUCCAUUGCAACAAGCGCAGGUGGAGGUGGAAUCCAACCAGCCUCCUCUCGGAAGCGAGACAGUCAGUCCAGUGAAUGGGUACGACCAACCGAGUGAAUCCACAUCCAACGAGCCGAGCUCAUGGAACACGACUCCUGGCAGGGGGCUGAUCAGUGAUUCUGCAUAUACACUGUCGAGUUCAGCCAGUCAGUCCCAAUCAAGCCCGGUGAUCAUGAAUUUCAACCUCGCGGGGCUAUCAAGGGAUCAGCAACAGUUACAGAUGCCGUACGAUUUUGAGUGGAUUCACCAAUUUAGCACUGAGCUAGAUGCAAAUUCUUUUGGAGUGGAAAUAAUGGACACUGGGCGCUCUAUCCCACCACAAGAUAUUUUUGACUACUACUCAACUCACGCUAGCUCGCAGCUAGUUGCUAGUCUCAACAAUGAGGAUAGUCUCGGGCCAUCAAUCAAUAACAAGAGAAAAAGAGAGCAUUCAGACGACGCAGGUAACAAUGUGAAUACGAGAGCAAAACGGUUUAUUGAAGAACAGGCUCUUCGAGCCCGCGACCGCAUAACAAUGGACUCGGUAUCAAGACAUACAAGCCUUUCAUCCCUUUAA
Messenger RNA from Penicillium angulare, 2751 nucleotides. RefSeq lists its product as uncharacterized. Bases 1 to 2751 code for a protein of 916 amino acids. Lineage: Eukaryota; Fungi; Ascomycota; Eurotiomycetes; Eurotiales; Aspergillaceae. The transcript has 12 exons. The record is from RefSeq and is a predicted model, not a curated record.